AUGUCGGAGCCAUUCCCUUGGGAACUCGGCGUCCACGAUGCCCAUUGUCACCCCACCGACACAAUGGCCUCGGUGUCCGACAUCCCGCACAUGAAAACGACAACAUUGACGAUCAUGGCCACACGUGGAGAUGACCAGGAUCUUGUACAACAAACAGCCGAGUCUUAUUCUGCCCAAUCAAACACGGACUGUACAGAUCGUAAAGAUCGCGUAGUCCCCUGCUUCGGUUGGCAUCCAUGGUUCUCGCAUCAAAUCUCGAACACAGCUCCAUCAGACCUCCAAACUAAGAAAGACCACUACGACAAUGUCCUAGCGCCCUCACCAGUCGAAGACCAAGCUUUUAUCGACUUGCUCCCCGAUCCAAAACCCCUCUCCGAGCUCCUCUCCGAGACCCGAGCUCGUCUCCAAAAAUUCCCUACCGCCCUAGUCGGCGAGAUUGGUCUAGACAGAUCUUUCAGAAUCCCAGGUCCAUGGACCGAAGAAGAACUCGAGAAGCGCAAUGAUCAAGUAACGCCAGGUUCACGCGAAGGUCGUCGUCUCUCGCACUACCGUGUCAAGCCAGAGCACCAGCGCACAGUCCUGAAAGCGCAGCUUCAAUUAGCAGGGGAGAUGAACCGAGCCGUCUCAUUACACAGUGUGCAGGCGCACGGUGCCUUAGUCGAUGUCUUGAAAGAAGUAUGGGCAGGUCAUGAACGAGUUGUCCUCUCACGACGAAAAAGAGACAAACAGCGGGACGCGGAGUGUGCGGACUUCGAGGAUGAAGAAGACGCUACCACCACGCCGAAUCCAUUUCCGCCUCGCAUAUGCAUGCAUUCGUAUUCCGGAUCUGUGGACCCAAUUCGACAACUCAUGCAUAAGUCUAAUCCGUCGGAUGUCUACUUUUCAUUUUCUAGUUUGAUCAAUUUCAAUGGUGCGCCGGCAAGGAAGAUUGCUGAUGUUGUCAAAGCGCUGCCCGAAGACAGAAUCCUGAUCGAGAGUGAUCUCCACAAGGCUGGCGAGGAGCUAGAUGCGUUAAUGGAGGACGUGGCCAGGCGGAUUUGCGAACUACGUGGGUGGGAAUUGAGGCAUGGCGUUCAAAUUCUAGCCGAUAAUUGGCAACGGUUUGUCUAUGGUUAG
This is a messenger RNA of Penicillium salamii, 1116 nucleotides long. NCBI's taxonomy places the organism in Eukaryota, Fungi, Ascomycota, Eurotiomycetes, Eurotiales, Aspergillaceae. The record is from the annotation of a GenBank genome assembly.